Messenger RNA from Chelonus insularis, 697 nucleotides. Its product is annotated as ribonuclease H2 subunit C. NCBI's taxonomy places the organism in Eukaryota, Metazoa, Arthropoda, Insecta, Hymenoptera, Braconidae. Gene Ontology annotation, biological process: RNA catabolic process. Gene Ontology annotation, cellular component: ribonuclease H2 complex. The transcript has 4 exons. The record is from RefSeq and is a predicted model, not a curated record. The coding region runs from base 96 to 521 and encodes 141 amino acids.
ACUCCGCCCCUGCUGUGAGAGAGCAAGAAAAAGGCGCGAAAACGCACAUGUUGAGUCUGGAUCAGUAGUGUUUGUUUUCGUCAUCAUAAGUAAAAAUGUCACUGCGGUUGCAUAUAAAAAAAGAGCAUAUUGAAGGUGAAAAAAAUAGUACUGUUCAUUCAAUACCUUGUAAAAUACACAGCAAUGGACCAGCAAAUGUCUCCACGUAUUUUACACCUUAUAUUCGUCCAACUGUUAAUGAUCAUUUUGAUGCAUCAUUCAGAGGCUAUCCAUUACAUGGCAAGAUGAUAAAAGUUCCCAAAGGUUAUAAGGGGAUUGUCCUUUAUGAGCGAAAAAAACCUAUUAAUCCUGAAAGUCGACGUAAUUUGAACUCGACGGAAUCAUUUACAGAGUUUACUUUCUGGAAUUACGACAAAUUGCCAACUAAAAAUGAUCCUUUUGAAGCAUCACUGGACUGGAUAGAUAUCGCUGAAGCACUUCACUCACCAAUAGAAGACAGCAUAAGUACAAAAGAAGAAUAGCAGAAGAUAAGAUAACUACGUUGAAUUAAAUUCAUCAUAGCCUUGCCAAAUGGACAAUAAACACUGUAAUAUUAUUUAAUAAUUUUAAAAUUAACUAUGGUGACGAUCACUGGUAUGUUGAUAUUUUUUAACAGUUAGUAUAAUGUUGAUGAUUCAAAAUCAUUUAGAUGAUGUUU